Zychaea mexicana is the source of this 920-nucleotide messenger RNA. RefSeq names its product AhpD-like protein. The record is from RefSeq and is a predicted model, not a curated record. Bases 150 to 734 code for a protein of 194 amino acids. The transcript has 3 exons. Lineage: Eukaryota; Fungi; Mucoromycota; Mucoromycetes; Mucorales; Lichtheimiaceae.
UUGGGCGAGAUUCAAUCGAUCUAUGCAACUGCUCCAGGUGCAGCACGCAAUCAAACAAGCUCUGCACUAUUCUUUUCUCGGUUUCAGGUGAGUGGGUUCGGGGGGUAUUGUGAAUGGGUCGUUCAAAACAAAAUACAUAGGCCGUCGUCAUGAGCACCCUGAAUCAUGCACAAGACAUUCCCACCAUAUAUCAAACAGUCGAGAAAAACAUCCAGCAACAAGAAGAGAAAGUUCGAGUGAUGAUGCGACUUCGUGAAGGCAUAUUCAAAACAUUUGCUAUUGUUGGUUAUCCACGCGUUAUCAAUUCUUUACAGGCAUUACAAGCAGCAGCACCUAGCGAAGUCCUCGCACAAUUGCCAGCUAAACCUAUAAGAUCGGAAUCAUCAUGGCAUGAUAUCACGGAGCAGCGUGAACGCGGUAACCAAUUGUUUGACGCGAUUUACGAACGCCAUACGCAACGUGUGAGGGAGCAUAUGUACAAUGCGUAUCCGGAUCUGGCUCAAACAGCUAUCAAUCAUUUGUAUGGUCCCAUCCUAUCGGAACCGUCCAUUGUUUCUGCUAAAGAAACGAGUUUGAUCAUGAUAGCAGGCUUGAUGGUGCAAGAUGUACCUGCUCAGCUGAAAGGCCAUCGUUAUGGUGCACUUCAUUUGGGGGCCACGCAGCAGGACCUGAGCCGUGUGGAAAAUCUGGUAGAUCUUUUGUCACGCUAUUAUAAGCAACAAGAACAACGAUAGUAAAUACACACCGUAGUCGUCACCGUGAUUUCUUUACCCCACACAUUAGCAUCAACAAACGUUGGGGGGAUGUGUGAGGGGGACAAAGAAGGGCCUGGGUCUGUACACAGUUACCCGCGCAAACCUUUGUGUCACACCCACUUUAGAAUAAAAGCGCUACCAUUAUAUCGUUAUUAUUACUAUAGC